Messenger RNA from Pochonia chlamydosporia 170, 1131 nucleotides. RefSeq names its product inositolphosphorylceramide-B C-26 hydroxylase. The transcript is spliced from 2 exons. Gene Ontology annotation, biological process: lipid biosynthetic process; fatty acid metabolic process. Gene Ontology annotation, molecular function: fatty acid 2-hydroxylase activity; heme binding; iron ion binding. The record is from RefSeq and is a predicted model, not a curated record. Gene Ontology annotation, cellular component: endoplasmic reticulum; membrane. Lineage: Eukaryota; Fungi; Ascomycota; Sordariomycetes; Hypocreales; Clavicipitaceae. Bases 1 to 1131 code for a protein of 376 amino acids.
AUGCCGGCCAGGACGCUACCUACAUUUACUCGCGCAGAGGUAGAGGCGCACAACUCGGCCUCUUCUUGCUAUGUCACUAUUGGAUCCAAGGUGUACGACGUGACCGACUUCGUUGAUGACCACCCUGGUGGCGGAAGCUUGAUUGUCGAGUAUGCUGGCAAAGAUGUUGAAGAAAUCCUCAAGGACCCCACCUCACAUCACCACUCGGAGGCUGCCUACGAAGUUCUUGAUGAUUCUCUUGUCGGUUUUGUCGUGAAUGAAAAGUCAGCUGCCGCAAAUGGGUCCGCAAAGCCUGCCAACGGAAAUGGAACUGUCAAGUCCCAAGAUCCUACCUACGUCCAUCCCCGAACCGGCAUGUCCUGCGAAGAAGACCUGAGCAAGGAUACCGACUAUACUCAAGAUUUCAAGAAGCACAAGUUUUUGGACCUGGGCAAGCCUCUGUUCAUGCAGGUUUGGAACGGCGGCUUCAGCAAGGAGUUCUAUUUGGACCAGGUCCAUCGACCUCGACAUUACAGAGGUGGUGCAUCGGCGCCUUUAUUUGGUAACUUCUUAGAACCGCUCACCAAGACUCCAUGGUGGAUGGUACCUACGCUGUGGCUCCCUUUUGUUGCCUACGGUGUCUAUCUUGCCAAUCAGGGGCUCCAGAACCCGAUGGUUGUUGCGGCAUAUUGGGUCUUUGGCGUCUUCUUCUGGACCUUUGUGGAAUACUGUCUACACCGAUUCCUCUUCCAUCUAGAUGGUUACCUCCCUGAUAACCGCGUAUUCAUUACUCUGCACUUUUUGCUUCAUGGAAUCCACCACUAUCUUCCCAUGGACAAGUACAGAUUGGUCAUGCCUCCUACGCUGUUUGUCGUGCUGGCCUCGCCAUUUUGGAAACUGGCACACACCAUCUUCAGCUACAAUUGGUAUGCUGCUACCGCAGUCUACUGUGGUGGCAUCUUCGGGUACAUUUGCUACGACCUGACGCACUACUUCUUGCACCACGAGAACCUACCUUUGUGGUACAAGCAGCUGAAGAAGUAUCAUCUCGCACACCACUUCCUCGACUAUGAACUCGGCUUCGGCGUCACCAGCAAGUUCUGGGAUCAGAUCUUUGGCACGGAGCUUCAAACUCCCAUCAAGACGACAUAA